Epinephelus moara (kelp grouper) is the source of this 5136-nucleotide messenger RNA. RefSeq names its product protein-L-isoaspartate O-methyltransferase domain-containing protein 2. Gene Ontology annotation, biological process: protein modification process. The record is from RefSeq and is a predicted model, not a curated record. NCBI's taxonomy places the organism in Eukaryota, Metazoa, Chordata, Actinopteri, Perciformes, Serranidae. Gene Ontology annotation, cellular component: cytoplasm. The transcript has 7 exons. The coding region runs from base 138 to 1400 and encodes 420 amino acids. Gene Ontology annotation, molecular function: protein-L-isoaspartate (D-aspartate) O-methyltransferase activity.
ACGUCAGAGCGUCAGCUGGCUGAAUGUUUACAUCCAGCAGUGGUGUGUUUCUGACUGGAUCCCUCCAACAACAAAAGGCUGAACACAAGGAAACCCGCUAACACAGAGCAUAUCAGUCGGCGUUUUCUCCAGUCACCAUGGGUGGAGCUGUAAGUGCCGGUGAGGACAAUGAUGACUUAAUUGACAACCUGAAGGAGGCUUACUACAUCCGCUCAGACCUAGUUGAGCGGGCUUUUCGAGCCAUCGACCGGGCUGACUAUUACCUGGAUGAGCACCGGGACAAUGCUUACAAGGACUUGGCGUGGCGGCAUGGAAACAUCCACCUGUCUGCUCCAUGUAUCUACUCUGAGGUGAUGGAGGCUUUGGAUCUCCACCCCGGCCUUUCCUUCCUCAACCUCGGCAGUGGGACUGGCUACCUCAGCACCAUGGUCGGCCUCAUACUGGGACCAUUUGGAGUGAAUCAUGGAAUAGAGUUACAUGCAGAUGUGAUUGACUAUGCCUACCAGAAGCUCGACUCCUUCAUCAAAACCAGCGACAGCUUUGACAAAUUUGAAUUCUGUGAGCCAUCCUUUGUUGUGGGUAACUGCCUGGAGAUUCCUCCAGAGAGCCGUCAGUAUGACAGGGUGUACUGCGGGGCCGGGGUGCAGAAGGAGCAUGAGGAUUACAUGAAGAACCUGCUCAAGAUGGGGGGCAUACUGGUGAUGCCUCUGGAGGAAAAGUUGACCAAGAUCACCCGUACAGGGCCCAACAGCUGGGAGACCAAAAAGAUAAUUUCUGUGUCCUUCGCUCCUCUGGUGCUGCCAAAACACAGCACAAAUGGCAAACCCAAGACUGCCCCACUACCCAAGUAUGAGGUACGGACGUUACAGGAGCUGGCUCGUAUCUGCAUCCGCCACACCCUCAGAGUGACCACAGAUGGAGGAGACAGCCAAUCACGCGGUCGAGGGUCCUCGUUCAGCGUAGGCAGGGGUCUUGCAGUGGCCGGGCUCCAUAAGUACGGCCCUCGCUUCAAACGCAGACGCGUCCACCGACGUCACUGCAACGCCCUCGUCCUGGCCACGCGCCAGGUGGUGGCCAGCAGUGGUAUCGGCCCUGCCCCUCUGGACAGCAACAACAACCAGGGAGGAAGAGCGGAGGACGAGGAGGAGGCAGGAGAGAGGGAGGUGAGACGUCAGAUGAGAGGGAGCAGGAGGGCAGGGAGGGGAGCAGGAGGGGUGGUGGAAGAGGAGGAGACAGUUGAGGAAGAAGAUGAGGAGGAGGAGCAAGAGGAGGAGGAGGAGAAGGAGACUGGGGAGCUGCUCCGACCCCAGCCGGCCGUGAACGUCCUCAGAGAGAGGAUACUGGGCCUGCCGUUGCCCGAGCCUCUGAAGAUGUACCUGCUGUACUACAGAGAAAAAUGAGCCAGCUGAGGCCACAGCCAGGUCCUGAGUCAGAGCCCAGAGCUGAGAGCAUCAACCAAGCAGAGGCUCAAGUCUCUGUUCCAACUCCCCCACCACCUGUACAAGGCAGGACGACAAGCCACCUACCUUACUGACCCCCAGCUCCACCGUGGAUCUCUUUCUCUCUUCCCUGCUCUCGUCUUCUCCAUUACCCAUUUGCUUUCCCACUCCCUCUUUUUCCCCAUUGUUCUUUACCUGAUUUAUUUCCAUAAUACACGUGAUAGUACAUAAUACAUAUCUAACGUAUAUCUAACAUGCCAAUCAAGCCUUGCCUGACAAGAGUUUAGCAGUGGCCUGAGUAUCCACAGCUUGUAAAAGGCAACUCAGUGGUGCUGAGAAAGAAAACCAUCAUUGUUUAGUCUACAGUGGCAGACUAGACAUUGCAAGAGUUCAGACACUGUAGCAACAAGCAGAGACAGCAGCUUACCCAUAGACCAGAAGGCAUAGGACUGUCCCAGCUCUUUUCUGUUCACUAAUUACAGCCGUGCCCCAAGUUAGAGAUUAAACACUGAUUGUAUAAGUUGUGUGGAAGCGAGUGUGUCCGCAUGAGGUGGUGUGUAUUAUCAUCUAAUGGGGAUGGUGUAGUUUUAGAAAGGUGGACACAGAAUGAGCCCAAAGCUCAACUCAUUGAGGGAACAUUCAAUGAUGUGAGAGUUCUGUUUUCUCUUUCACUAAAUCAUAUUUAGUGAUAUUGUAGCUACAGUUGGUGACCAAGAUGACUUGGCAGCUGUGACUAUUUCCACUGAUUUUCCAAAUAAAAGGGGAGCUUUGUAUUGAGCACUCAGUCCAUUAAAUAAUUUCACUAAAAUUAUCUGCCUUUCCAAGGCCAAGGGUUCAUCAUCAUUUCAAGCAUUUUUAGGAGACUACUUGAUUUAAUAGAAGGUUGAGUUUUCCCCUUUUCUAUGCAUAUAAAAUUGAAAUGCAACACUUUUGUUUUUGCUCCCAUUUUCCACUUUUGGUCAUUAAUCUGUUAAAAUCUGUGUUAUACCCCUUUUUGACAGUCAUGUGCUGGCUUAGCUUGGCUUGGCUUGGUUUGGUUUGGUCUGACCUCAGCCCAGCGUGGCAGGGAUUUACAUCUCUAUUACAACAAGGCUACCCACUUGGAGAUGUGCGGGCACCCUUUUGGCCCUAUUUCAGAAAAGGUCCAUCGCUGGCAAGGCUCAGCAUGUUAAAACUGACAAAGGAAAUGCAAAUCGGCACCUCAAGGUUUUACUCGACGGCCAGAAGAGACAAUAAAAAGGGCUUGUUAGUGAGCACUUCUCCUUUUCCAAGAUAAGCCAUCCACCUGAAUGGUAAAUAGACAAUUGCAAUUGUAUCGUACCUUUCUAGUCUUCCGACUGCCCACAGUUGCCCAUUUACAGGUGCCACCUGCUACACACCUGAUUUAACACACACACACACACACACACACACACACACACACACACACACACUGAUGGAAAAGCAAUCGGGAGCAAUUGGGGUUCAGUAUCUUGCUCAAGGAUACUUGUUUUGAGGACAUGUGGACUGGAGGAGCCGGGGAUCAAACCACUGAUCUUCUGAUUGAUGGACGACCCGCUCUACCUCCCAAGCCACAGCCGCUCCCUGUCAAGCAUGUCAAGAUGCAGAUUAAACAGUAUCAUUACUACCCAGGUGUGUCUUGGGAUGGUCACAAUAAAAGACCACUCUAAAAUGUGCAGUUUGAUUGUACAACACAAUGAUACAGGUGUCCCAAGUUUUGAGGGAGUGUGCCAUUGGCAUGCUGACUGCAGGAAUGUCCACCAGAGCUGUUGCCUGUGAACUGAAUGUCCAUUUCACUACCAUAAACUGUCUCCAAUGUUGUUUGCCUGAGUUUGGCGGGACAUCCAACUGGCCUCACAAGGGCACAAGUUGGUUACGAAGAUGAACUGCUGUCGAAGCAAGAUCCUGGUGAGGAUGACAAGCACGAUGAUGAACUUCCCUGAGACAGUUUCUGGAGGUUUGUCUCAAAAUUCCGCAAAAAUCAUGCAGACGCUGGAUGUGGAGGUCCUGAGCUGAUGUGGUUACAUGUGGAGUGUGGUUUUGAGGCCGGUUGGAUGUACUGCCAAAUUCAGGGAAACAGCAAUUGAGAUGUCUUAUAGUAGUGACAUGAACAUUCAGUUCACAGGCAACAGCUCUGGCAGACAUUCCUGCAGUCAUCAUGCCAAUGGCACGCUCCCUCAAAUCUAGCAACACCUGUGACAUUGUGUUGUGUGAUCAAACUGCACAUUUUAGAGUGGCCUUCUAUUGUGACCAUCCCAAGACACACCUGUGUAGUAAUGAUGCUGAUUAAUCAGCAUCUUCAUAUGCCACACCUGUCAGGUGGAUGGAUUGUCUUGGAAAAGGAGAAGUGCUAACAUAAAUUUCAACAAAUUUGCCACCAAAUUUUCGAGAAAUAUAUCCAUUGAGUGCAUAAAGAUUCUUAAACUUAAACUUUUAAACCUGUGAAAAUGGUUGAUGGGAGCAAACACAAAAGUGCUGUAUUUCAAUUUUUGUUCAGUAUAUUUCAUUGUAUGAGUUAAAGUCUAUCUUUGUCUCCUGACUUGGUCAUACGGAGAUGAAACUGACCUAAAUCCUUACAUGUUUAUCCAAAGGGCAGCCUCAGUGUUUUUCUCUACAUCCCAUUGUAUUCUCUUAACCAAGAGAGAAUGACCAUUAAAGAUCACAUACUUACUAAUAUUCCAAUUUACAUCAGUAAACCAGCAUGAUGAAACACAUAACUAAUGUUUUUGAUGAUUGACAGUGUGCAGGUUUUCUCUCACCGUGCUGUCAUCUUUUUUUCUCUUCUUUUUUUGGGUCUUGUAAUAUUUUGGUUUUUGAAUUUUAUGAGACUUGAAGUGGUGUGUGUAUAUAUGAAAUUGUAUGUUUUGUGAAUCAGAAAACAUGAAGAUACUUUGAUUUCAUUUUUCUGUUGUAGUUACUAGUUAGAUGGAGCAUUAUUCCUUUGUACUUUUUGCUUUUGUACCAAACUUUCUGCUCCCCUCUGUGCCAAACUUCCGUUGCAUGGACUAAAUUCUCGAGAGGAAACAGCAGAUCAGCAGCAAGUCGCUCACAUGAAGAAAAAGAAAAUGUUGCUGUUUUUUUUUUUUUCUUUUUCUACUUAAAAAACUGCUCCACUACCACUGAAGUGACACUGGUCGUUCAUGUAUUGGUUAUCAUGUAAAGCUUUAGAUUUCUCCCAUUGGAAAGUUUAUAUCUGAAGAAUGUUUGUGAUGAAUAGCAAAGUGAUCUUUGCACAAGCAAUGCAGACGCACCCUGUAUCAGUAAAUACAGUUAAUUAGAUAAAUUAUGGAUAUGAUCACAAUAAUAGGGGAUUCGAAUAUAUGCAGUUUAUAUUGGUAAUCUAUCCAACACUGAAUGGGAGGAUUGUGUCUAAAAAGCAGGUCUUUAUCAGGUCAGGUGACUCACAUCCCAUCUGAUUCCUGCUGGGUGUAAUGUCACGUUUCAUUGUCAGGCCAUUCUACCAUUUCUACUGCUGCUGGAUCUGCCUUUGAGUACUGUAUGUACAUCAUUCCUUUAUUCGACAUGAGUUCCAUUCAUGUUUGGUUGUUGUGCAUUUGUGAUUCUCUGCUGAAUGUAUAUGAUCAUGACUUUUUUUUUUCUUUGCACUUAAUAUUAUGUUUUGGUGAGAAUGAAUUGCUUGUUUUUAAAAUUGAGCUGUAUUAUUGACUGCUGUUAAUAAAGUCCAUUAUACAAAAGA